GGCAGACUCUGCCUGGCGUUGCGCUAUACUUGAGCCCAGACAAAAUGAUGAUAACGGCUGUCCUUCUGCUGGUUCUGCUCGGAAAGAGAGCCACCGUGGUGACUGCCCAAUGUGAGUAGGGGCCAAAACAUGUCGUGACGAUUCUGUCCACGUGCACUAGUCUGUGCUCGUGUGCCGUCCUGUGUUUCAUUUGUCAGCCCCCCCUGCGACGAAUGAGGCGGGCUUCAGAGCGCUGUUCGGUACUUCUGACUUCGUCGCGCCGACAUGUGCCUCAACGAAGACGGUCACAAAUGCAGCUGAUUCUGGGGUUGGCACACUACGAGAGGCACUUGGGAUGCUUGAAGCGCAACAGCCCGACACAGAAGCGACCAUCCGCUGCAUUCGCAUCGACUCCAGUGUGACCCAGAUCGUCCUGCAAAGCAGUCUCAUCUUCAAGGGGCGCAAUGUCUACUUAUUCGCUGAAGACAUCAGCAAUCCGGACUCUUUCCCUGUUGUGAAGGCCCCAGAUAGAGCUGAGCUGCUCAUUGCAGAGGGAGCCAAUGACUUCACCAUUGCUGGCAUUCGCAUCACCAACAAAGGCGCAGAUCGGAACUAUGACGCGCCGCGUCAGGUGAUUCUUCUCAAACCGAACCGACAGUCGAAUAUCAAGGCAAGUGUGGCCUUCUAUCGAGUAUCCAUGGAGGAGUGCAGCAACCCGGAUGAAGGAUGGUUUUCAGCAGUGCGCAUUGAGAAAAACUACGCAUCUCAGACGGAUAGCAUUGAUGUCUCGUUCUGGGAAUCGGCUUUCCACGGAAACGAAGGGAGCGUACUUGAGUGUACUUCGUCAGGAUCAUAUUCUCCCAUCAGGAGGGUCACUCUGAAGAAAACCUUGGUUUAUGGAAAUCGGAUAUAUGAUGGCCCCGAUACUACAAUUUAUUACGCUAUGGUGAAUCUCCUUCAAUGCGGUGCAGCCAUUAAUGAUACAACAUUCGACAGCAACGAGGCUUCGGAAGCCGAUUGCGGCACUGCGCCGAUCUUGAGACUUGGAGGCCUCGAGCAGUCCGAAAGAGUGGUCGUCUACGAAUCGACUUUCCAAAACAACCACAUAAAAGCACAAUGCGGGAGCGAAGAGCACGUGAUCGUAGUUUCUUACAACGUCAAGAGCGUGACAAUCGAGAAGAGCAUCUUUGUUGGCAAUACUCGAGAAUCUAUUGGCCAUGGCCGAGUGACAUCUUAUGACGGGAGUGCGCUCAAAAUUACCAACAUCCACGGUCAUACUAAGAGAGUAAUACACGGUACUGCUCUUUGAUGUUCGAAUGUAUGUUCUUUAGCUGAUGUCGUCGUUACCGAUUGCAUCUUCCAAGAUAACAGGCCGGGAGCUAUCUACAUUUACCGGCAAUACGGAAAUCAAUAUCAUGG
Molecule: messenger RNA, 1398 nt
Organism: Vitrella brassicaformis
Lineage: Eukaryota; Vitrellaceae
Source: the annotation of a GenBank genome assembly